GGGGGCCAGGCAGGAAGAGAGCGGUGAGGAGGCAGGAAGGAGCCAGGCUCCUAGCGGAUGCUCGAGUUCAAGGGAAGACUCUUCUUUUGCUCCGGGAACUGAGAGAGACAAGUAUAAGGCACCUGAGGCUGGACCAUUGUCUGGGGGAGCCGCUGAGGGGGCUCCUCAGACCUUCUCUGGACCGGGCCUGGCCAGGAUGAAGUGUCCCCGGCACCUGCGACCUGACUUGUGUCUUGUUUUGGCCGUGGGCACCUUCACUUUCCUCCUCCUGUCCAGUCUGCGUGAAUCACCAUCCAACUGCGAGAUUUCUGAGAAGCCGCCAGCCACCCCCAAAGCUCUGGCCUGGCCCACUCCACCCACCCGCCCUUAUCUGGCCAGGUGCCAGGCCAACACCUCUGUGGCCGCCCACCCAGACUUCGCCAAGGAGCCACUGCACAUUCGCAAUUUCCUGCUGCACAAACACUGCCGCGAAUUCCCUCUGCUGCAGGACGUGCCGCUGGAAAAGUGCAAGGAGCCAGUCUUCCUGCUGUUAGCGAUCAAGUCCUCUCCCAGCAACUACGAGCGCCGGGAGCUGGUGCGGCGGACAUGGGGUCAGGAGCGCCAGGUGCAAGGUGUGCGGCUGCGCCGCCUCUUCCUAGUGGGCACGGCCCCCCGCCCCCACCAGGCCCACAAGGUCAACCGGCUGCUGGAGAUGGAGGCACAGACGCACGGUGACAUCCUGCAGUGGGACUUCCAUGAUUCCUUCUUUAACCUCACACUCAAGCAGGUGCUGUUUCUACAGUGGCAGGAGACGAGGUGCACCAAUGCCAGCUUCGUACUCAAUGGGGACGAUGAUGUCUUUGCGAACACAGACAAUAUGGUCUCUUACCUGCAGGGCCAUAACCCAGGCCGCCACCUCUUUGUGGGCCACCUGAUCCAAAAUGUGGGCCCCAUCCGGGCUCAAUGGAGCAAGUACUAUGUACCAAAGUUGGUGACGACGGAGGAGCAAUACCCACCCUACUGUGGGGGUGGUGGCUUCCUGCUGUCCCAAUUCACAGCUGCCGCCCUGCGCCGGGCUGCCCGUGUCCUAGACCUUUUCCCCAUUGAUGACGUCUUCCUGGGUAUGUGUCUAAAGCUCGAGGGACUGAAGCCUGCCUCACACAGUGGUAUCCGCACAGCCGGCAUACAGGCCCCCUCUCAGCGCCUGUCCUCUUUUGACCCCUGCUUCUAUCGGGAGCUGUUGCUGGUGCACCGCUUCCUACCAUAUGAGAUGCUGCUCAUGUGGGAUGCGCUGAAGCAGCCUGACCUCAACUGUACCAAACAGAAACGCAUCUACUGAGGCGGUAUCAGGGUCACGAGCCUCAGGACUGCUGUCUCCCCUUCCCUAGAAAGAAGCAUCACCUUCCUUCUAGGAAGCUGAGACGUUUGCCAUCCUAAGUGGGCCAGGCAUAGGGGAAUGCCAAGGAAGGUUUGAUGAGUGACUAUUCAUUGAAUGGUUAGCUAACUCCUUCAUAUCCCUCAGACCCACCUGGUCCAUGCUCCAGCAUCCUCCUUGGAUGGCUGGAGGAACCCUGAAAAUGUCAUCUCUUUUCCAUGACAGCUAACAGCAGAAGCACCUCUGUUAGGGUUCCAGCUGUGGACGACUUCAUCCAUUCUAUUUGGGUCAAGGUCUCACUUCCCACCCCACACAGUUCACAGAUUGAACCCCAAGCAGUGAUUAGCUUCUGUUGGUGGUGAGCCUGCAGUGGCUUAAUGGUGGAUAAGUUCUGGCCAUGCUUUGAGGCUAACCAGAAACUUCUGUGCCCACAUACAGCUGAAGUGAGAAAUACUUUUCAUCCCAGGAAAGGGGGGUCCUAAUCUCAAUUCCUCCAUGGGUUUGGACCCCUCAACAGAGGGGACAGAGGCCAUGGAAUAGGACCACCUUCUUUGUUUCAAAAGCUUAGGUGGCUGGAGUGUUAGACGAGGGAGGCAGCUGACCACUUAAGAUUGUGGGAAUUGAAGCAUUUCAGAAGUCUCCAGCAGGACUCAGCCCCCACAUCUGUGCUACCCCAGAAUUCCAGGAGCAGCGGUGGGCUCAGGUUUUCAAUGGACCCAAGGCCAGUAUGCACACAACCAUGUACCCAGAGAGAGACUCAGGUCCUCAGGUGGCCCAGUGCAUUUCACAGAUUGGAGAGAUGCAAGUGAGCCAGUGACCCACUGUGAUGUCUGGGACUCAGGCUUUGUAGGCAUUGUUAUUAGGGAGAGGGUCCUCAGGGAAUAAAAAGUUCUGUGAAGACCUGGAGAUUUUUUUAAAGAAGUAAAUUACAGGCGGUGUCCCCAUAUACCAGGGGUGGGGGGUUCAAACAAGGCCCCAGCCAAACUGCAACAAAAAAAUAGCCAGGCGUUGUGGUGGGCGCCUAUAGUCCCAGCUACUGAGGAGGCUGAGGCAAGAGACUCGCCUAAGCCCAAGAGCUGGAGGUUGCUGUGAGCUGUGACGCCACGACACUCUACCAAGGGUGACAAAGUGAGACUCUGCCUCUAAAAAAAAAUAAUAAAGCAAAUUAAGAGUUUUAACAGAUUAGUCUCAUUGAUUCCCAAAAGCCUUCCAGUAGAAAGUAUACAGGGUGGGCAUAAAGUUCGUGUGCAAUUCAAAGUUGCAACUAUUUUAAAUUGCACGUGAAUUUUUUGUCCACCCUGUAUACAAGUCAAAAUAGGGCGUGGAUAAGGCAGAAGGCUGCAGGGAUUUCUAUCAAGUAGCUGUGACCUCAUCUCAUCCCUCAGCUUACACACAUUCCAUGAGUCCCUAUUUCCCUCAGCUCAUAUUUCCUCAGGAGUGAGAGGCAUAG
This is a messenger RNA of Nycticebus coucang (slow loris), 2804 nucleotides long. RefSeq names its product UDP-GlcNAc:betaGal beta-1,3-N-acetylglucosaminyltransferase 3 (gene B3GNT3). Lineage: Eukaryota; Metazoa; Chordata; Mammalia; Primates; Lorisidae. The coding region runs from base 197 to 1318 and encodes 373 amino acids. The transcript has 3 exons. Gene Ontology annotation, molecular function: N-acetyllactosaminide beta-1,3-N-acetylglucosaminyltransferase activity. The record is from RefSeq and is a predicted model, not a curated record. Gene Ontology annotation, cellular component: membrane.